Molecule: messenger RNA, 2348 nt
Organism: Trichobilharzia szidati
Lineage: Eukaryota; Metazoa; Platyhelminthes; Trematoda; Strigeidida; Schistosomatidae
Source: the annotation of a GenBank genome assembly
AGUGUAUGUAAGUAUGUUUGCACAAUAAUGUAGCGUUUCUGUGUGAAAAACACAAAGAAAUAAAUUUUCUUUUGUCGCUUUUCGAAAUCAAAAGAUACAUGAAUGUAGAUGAUGAUGAUGCUGGCGAAAUUGCUCUGAAUCAAUAAAUAAACUGAAGUGGUUAUACUUCUUAGACGGUGUCAGUGUCCUGCCUUACUCGAAUUCCCUAUCACGUGAAUAUAACCAAAAGAGGAAGAAUGGAUUGGCUUAUGGAUGCCGAAUACAACCAUUCAAAUGCUCAGUCAGCACUUCCUUGUGAAAACGAUACUGUGUGCCAUGACACUCAUAAAAAGAACCCUAGCCUUUUUUCACCUUAUCCUUUACAAAACAAGAAGCAGUAUAAUACGGAAUUCUGCUCACUAUCUUCCAGUGUUAUUCAGCUCAGAUGUCAAGGUGAGGAUGAGACUUUAACAAAUCAGGAUUAUAAAGCGAACCCUGAAACUUCCCCAGCAUUAGUCAUCAGUGACUUCAACGAUCAGUUAUACUGCAUUAAAGAGUAUUCUCACCGUUAUUCUUCAGACUCAUUAUUCCUACAGAAUGCAAAGACAUCGCAAUCCUUUGAGGGAUCAUAUAUACCAGUGGCAUACGACUCAAGUGGAGCUUGCUAUCUUUCCAGCAACAGUGCUGAUAACAAGAGGCGAAGAAUUCAGAUAAACUGUGCACAGAAAUCUUCAAUCAAUUCAUUCACGCACUCUCAGUGCAAUACUAUGCCCAUCAAUUACGAUGAGUAUUCCAUAACAAGUAGCUGCUUCGACCAUCAAGCUGACAGUAAGUUACAGAAACCUGAGACGAUCUAUCAACAACCACCGAUUUCCGACUAUUCUGCUCCCCUGGGAUAUCAAGAAGCUGUUAUUGACUCUGAUUCAAAGAGGAAAAAUGACGUGUUGGUGGGAGCGCGCACUUUAAUAUGUCGAUGGAAAUCGUGUUAUCUAGCUUUUACAGAUCAUAAAUCUUUUGUAAACCACAUUGAAACGUCACAUGUCGCUUCUCAUAUAUCUAGCAAAGAAUACUGUUGUUACUGGGAAGGCUGUCGACGUCAGCUAAAACCAUUUAACGCCAGAUAUAAGCUAAUAGUUCAUCUGCGUAUUCAUAAUGGUGAUCGACCGAGUAAAUGCUUAUAUCCUGAUUGCUGUAAAGCAUUUUCACGUUUGGAGAAUUUGAAAAUCCACAUGCGAUCGCAUACUGGUGAAAGACCGUUCAUCUGUCAACAAGACGGCUGUAAUCGCGCGUUUUCAAACAGUUCCGACAGAGCCAAACACCAACGUACGCAUAUACAUAUUAAGCCGUAUGCCUGUAAGGUAUUCGGAUGCACUAAAAGGUACACAGAUCCAAGUUCAUUAAGAAAACACUUAAAAUCUCAUUCCAUGCAGGAAUUCAGUGUACAAAAUAAAAACAGUACGAUGCAUGAACGAAUGUUAAUUAAAAUAAACAAUAUUUCUAAUCCAGUUACAAGCUGUUCUUCACAAGUGUCUGGUUACACCUCAAACACUAUGGAGAACUCAACAGAAAUAAAGACUGAUCCACGUCACUUUUUGAAGUAUAACUCAGAUAACAACAUCGCAAGUGACAUUAAACUAUCAUAUGACAACUUAGUUCCUACAGAUCAUGUGCAGAACAACAUACAAUAUUCAUUUCCUUAUAUCGUGAAUGCACAAACUGACACACGGAUGGAAAACAACAGUUACUUCGCCUGUUCAUGUAAUUCGUCUCAAGAACCCGAGUGGAAUGUUCAGCCACAGUUUCAAUCAAACUAUUACUUCACUGAACCCACAUCGUGGAAGGAUGAAGUUACUCCUGUGCUAUCUCCAUCUAUUUGGGAUGCAAAUAAAACAUAUAUGCAGAAUUUUAACACAAGAAGCCAGUGAUGAUUAUGAUUAAGGCCUGAUAUAGAGCUUUGAGUUCUCCUACAUGUCAGCAGUCUGAACAAUUAGAAUUCAGUUGGAAAGAGACUGAGUGCCAGUGAUUAUUCCUUUUACUUCUUUUCCUUCAAUUGUUUAUUGACUCAAUUGUCUUUCACCCGCUUUACUUCCCUCCACAUACUCAGUGCAAUUACUUCUACAAAAUAGAGUGAAAAGUAUUCAGUAAAAACAUUUUUUAUUUAAUGGGUGCCAUUAUUUUUUCACUGUGACAUAUUUUCUUUAACAUAUUUUCAUAUUGUUGCUGUUUAGUAAUUUACUGGUGUUUAUUUUGGAAUAAAAAGCCAGUUUUGGGCCCCAGUAGCCAGAUAAACGUUGUGGCCGAAACAAAUUUGCCAUAUGGCCCCCAUGUACCAACCAAAAUCACUUGUCAUCACUUAUGUUUAACUUGGU